AUGAUCUCACGAGUUUUGGAACAACUUCGGCAAUUCAAUGCUCGAGAAUUUUUGAGCCAAUUUAUUUCAUUGGCUUUUGUGUUAUGUAGUGCUCUAGUUAUAUGGAAAUCAGUAUCAAUUUAUACAAAUUGCCAAUCACCAAUUGUGGUGGUAUUAACCGGAAGUAUGAUUCCGGCUUUCUAUCCCGGUGAUAUUCUCUUCCUAAGCCUCAGUCCUGAGCCAGCACGUCUUGGAGAUAUUGUUGUUUAUAAAUUGGAAGGAAAGGAAAUUCCGAUUGUGCACAGAGUGAUCCGAUUGCACAAUGUGCAUAAUCAAACCAAUUUAUUUGAAGGAAAAGAAGAUGUAAACUUGAAAAUGCUUACCAAAGGUGAUAAUAAUGAGUAUGAUGAUAGAUUUGGAAUUUACACUAAAAAGCUGCAAUGGUUGCAUAGAAAUCAUAUUGUCGGAAGAGCAAAGUCUAUUUUGCCCUAUAUUGGUCAGGUUACAAUAAUAAUGAAUAAUUAUCCUGCCGUGAAAUAUGUUGUCGUUGGUCUAUUAAUUUUGCUUGUUUUAACAAACAAGGAGUAG
Messenger RNA from Naegleria fowleri, 567 nucleotides. RefSeq lists its product as uncharacterized. Gene Ontology annotation, cellular component: signal peptidase complex; membrane. The coding region runs from base 1 to 567 and encodes 188 amino acids. Gene Ontology annotation, molecular function: peptidase activity. Lineage: Eukaryota; Heterolobosea; Eutetramitea; Acrasida; Naegleriidae. The transcript has a single exon. The record is from RefSeq and is a predicted model, not a curated record.